AGGGGGUCGGGGCACUUGCGCGAACGAGCGAGCCAGCCAGCCAGCCAGCCGUCGGAUUGUUGGACGUGCAGUCCCCGGAGGCUCGAAACGUAGACCCAUCGCUGGGAACUCGGGAGCGGGGGGACAGAAAGGCCGCUUUUGUCCGGGGGUGGGUGGGAAAGCGGGCGAGGGUCGCCCCUUCCUUUCUUCCUUCCUUCCGCGGCCCAUCAUGGACGUGAACACUGCGCGGCCGUCGGCGAGCGACAUCGCCGACCUCAACAGCCAGGACGCGCAGACGGUGUGCGAGGCGCUGGGCCGCUACGAGGAGACGCUGCGCGGCGCCGUCAAGGAGAUCCACGUGGACAUCCAGGUCUUCAAGAGCGGCGUGGACCGGCAAGUGGCCGAGGUGCUGCGCCUGGCCAGCCCGUUGGCUCACACGGUGGCCGAGCUACAGCAAGAGAACCGGCACUUGCGAGCGCAGGUGGAGCGCCUGGCCCGGCAGGUGGAGGCCCUCCGCGGGGCGGCCGGGCUGACCGACGACUGGAUGGCCGAGCCAGGCGGCGCGCCGAUGUCCAAGCUGAGCGGCAGCGCCAGGUUCUCCAGCCACGCCAAGCUGUCCUUGUCGACCAAGAGUCAGAGUUUGGACUUGGAGGAUCAUAAUGAUGCAGAGAGCAGGAAGGCUUUUGAUUUCUCUAUAGUUGAAAAUGGACACCAGCCUACAGGAGGCCUGGCCAAGCUUGCUCCGGAACCAGCCUCACCUCUUCACCUGCCAAAUGCAACCCCUGAGGCACACGCUCCAGCAGUGAGCUCACGGAUGCCGCACCUUCCGGUUACCGCGGUAACCAGAGUAUCGGAAACCUUUUCAGGAGAAACCUCUGGGGGGCCAAUUACACCGAGUGUCCCUGGAGGGCAGCCGAACAAAAGCCACAGUGAGGCUGUGUCAAAAACUUCAAAUCAAUCAGUGAGUGCUGUGAAGAGCUGGAGUUCAAGUUCUGUCAGGACAAGUACCUCCGUCACCUCAGAGAAAUCCUCUUCCGUCACAAAGUCCACGUCGGCCAUGAGCUAUGGAAUGACUGGCGGAACCCAGGCUAGCGAGAGUGUGACAGCCAGCCAGAAUGACAUAGCCUCCAAACCCCACUCCCCGCCUCCGACGGCCCAUCGGCCAGUGGAAAAACGGAGAGAGUUGGUGAGGUCUCAGACGCUGCCCCGCACUUCAGGAACGCAGGCCAGGAAGGCGCUGUUUGAGAAGUUUGACCAGGACCGUGGAAAGGGGAAAGGGGAGAUUCGGCCUAAGCUAAAAAGAUCGCAGAGCUUUGGGGUUGCCAGCGCCAGCAGCAUCAAGCAGAUCCUCUUGGAGUGGUGCCGUUCAAAAACCAUUGGCUAUAAGCACAUUGACCUGCAGAACUUCUCAUCCAGCUGGAGCGACGGGAUGGCCUUUUGCGCUCUUGUCCACUCGUUUUUCCCAGAAGCAUUCGAUUACAACGAGCUCGACCCUGCCAAGCGCAAGGAGAAUUUUGAAUUGGCGUUCACAAUGGCAGAGAAAAUGGCCAGUUGCGAUCGCCUGAUAGAAGUGGAGGACAUGAUGGUGAUGGGCCGCAAGCCGGACCCGAUGUGCGUCUUCACCUACGUGCAGUCCCUCUACAAUCACCUCCGCCGCUUUGAAUGAAACUGGGGAGGCCUUAUGAUGGCGAGAAUGGGGCGUGGCCACAGCUCCUCUCGUUCCCGGCGCUUGCUGCUGCUCUGCCGCUUGCGUCACUGACACGACAGCCGCUCAGGAGGCUCCCAAAUUUUUGGAGGCCAGUACAAGCCAAAAGGAAGCCGGGCACUCGGCUCCAGGGCUGGUCAAAACAGGAUCUCCAGAACCAAUCUAGUCUCUGCAAUGGAUUUUGUUAAGCAUGCUGGAAGCCGGACGGAAACCCUCGGCGAUGCCGAACCUGACAGCUUCGAUUCUCUGACCUGGAAACAGGGCACUUCCCUUACCCAUCUCUUUUAAGUAGAAAAGCAGGCAGAAACCUCAUGAUGUUGGACAGGAACAAGCACGAGUUGCCGUGCAUGCAGAAGUUCCUGGAAGUUGGUCUGCCGUGUGCCAAAAUUUGCAUCUGCCCCUUGGAGCAUUACAAAAGCUUGCUUCUAGCCAUUUAAUCAUCCAAAUCCUAGGCAGGGAAUUUUCUAUUGCGAGCAGCUAUAGACAAAACGGGUUAUAAUAUGCAAACGGGGAGGGUCACAUGAGUCAGGCCACAAGCUAGAGACUGUCUUUGGUCUAUAGAAAUUUCCUCCUUGCUGCAAGCUGGGCUUACUGAUGAUCGUUGUCAUGGGUGAGCCGUUCCAUUGGUUUGUCUGUGGAGUAAUCACUCAGUCUGUAGUAGCCUUGGGGGUGGGAGCCCAGCUUACUCCUCCUUAGGAUGUGCUAAGCUUGGGUGAUGCAAAGAAGCCAUCGACAGCUCAUAUCCCCGUGGGUUGUUCAGGAAGCCCUAUAUGCCGUGAUGUGCAGCAAUAACCUGUGCUUUGAAAAAAGCACACUUCCGCUCUCUGAAUAAAGUACGCAAAUGGAACGUUAUGAAAAUAAACUAUAUUUGCAUGGCCAUAGCCUGCUUCUGCUAGCUGCCGGGAGGAACAAAGAGCUAACCAGUCCAUGGAUUGCCCCCCCC
Messenger RNA from Gekko japonicus, 2627 nucleotides. RefSeq names its product smoothelin-like 2 (gene SMTNL2). Gene Ontology annotation, molecular function: protein phosphatase 1 binding; tropomyosin binding. The coding region runs from base 209 to 1645 and encodes 478 amino acids. Gene Ontology annotation, biological process: positive regulation of vasoconstriction; actin cytoskeleton organization. Gene Ontology annotation, cellular component: microtubule organizing center; M band; I band. The record is from RefSeq and is a predicted model, not a curated record. NCBI's taxonomy places the organism in Eukaryota, Metazoa, Chordata, Lepidosauria, Squamata, Gekkonidae. The transcript has 9 exons.